Solea senegalensis (Senegalese sole) is the source of this 3073-nucleotide messenger RNA. RefSeq names its product dynein regulatory complex subunit 7-like. NCBI's taxonomy places the organism in Eukaryota, Metazoa, Chordata, Actinopteri, Pleuronectiformes, Soleidae. Gene Ontology annotation, cellular component: motile cilium. The transcript is spliced from 18 exons. Gene Ontology annotation, biological process: flagellated sperm motility. The coding region runs from base 221 to 2704 and encodes 827 amino acids. The record is from RefSeq and is a predicted model, not a curated record.
UUUUUGUUUUUUUGUUUUUUUUAAUGUGAUUGUGGGAGGAGUCAAAUUCAAACAAGUCGUCUGCACCUGAGAUUUAGACAAACAGGUGUCAAUGUCGUCAUUUACAUGUGAAACUACUAAACCAUCUUUAAAUCCAUAAAAUGGACAUUUACGCCCGAUUUUUUAAAGUCCGUGAAGGCAACACGGGAGCAUCCACCACGUGACGCUGUUUUUGGUUGCCAUGGAGACCGAGAAGGAAGCCAAUGAAGCUGUUGUUUCUGUGUCUGGACCUGAAAUAAACAACGUAAACUCGAGCUUGAACAUGGCCGACGCCUCCUAUCCCAGGUCCUACACCACUAACACUUCUCAGGAGAAUGAACUGUUGGCCAUCGCCGACAACUUCCACCGUCAGUUUUCUCACCUGCAUCCUGAACGCAAGCGGCUGCUGCUCUGCCCCGUCAACGAGUGUGGAGUAAAGAAGUUUGUGUCGACGACGAUACGACCUGCUCCCACGGAUCAUCCUGAACUGUAUAGCUGGCAGGGCUGUGCCUCGUUUGUGUCUGACUUCCUGACCCUGGAGCCUCUAGAGCUGCCCUACGACCCCCCCGCUCGUCUCUUCUCGUCCACACUCGUUAUGCAAAAUCAGAGAGCCACGAGUUUUGAGUACGCCGUCCUGCUGUGCGGUCUGCUGCUCGGCGCCGACUACGACGCCUACUGCGUCAGCGGCUACGCCCACCGAGAGAUGUGUCUGUUGGACCAGAGGUUGCAGGACUGCCCCCUGCUGGGCACUCAGGCGGAGAAGGUGGCGUCAGAACAUCAGUCCCCGCAGGACAAAUACACGGUGAGACCUCCACGGCAGCUAAAGAGUCACUUUGAGGAGCAGCUGCAGGAGAAGAAGAAGGAACAGGAGGCAGAAGCUGCCUCGCUUCACGAACAGGAAGUGGAGGAGCCGGGUGAGCAGCGACCCUUUGACCCCCUGUGGGUUCAUUGCUGGGUCCUGGUUCUGUCCGGGUGUCGCGGUGUCCAAGAGAACUUCUUCAUCGACCCUCUGAGCGGCCUCAGCUACAGCACUGACACUGCCAGCUUCCUGGGCAUCGAGAGCCUGUGGAACACCUUCAACUGCUAUGUCAACAAACAGGACUGUGGGCGGGGCUGCGGGGACGUGCUGUAUGACCUGGAGGAUGUGAACCUGUGGGAGCCGGUCAUCUACGGAGCAACAAGUAAAAAGGAGCUGAUGCUGGAAAUCGAGAAGGAUGAGCAGCGUUUGUUCUCUCAAUACAUAGAGGAGGACGAAGACGUGCAGCUGGCAGAGUACAAGGAAGAGGAGAAGGAGGAGGAGGAUGAGGAGGAGCCCCAGCCGUUUGCGAUGCCCACACCGUGGGUCACUUACAUCAACAUCACCAAUCAAGACCUGGAGACUCGUUUUCCCAGAGGACAGAAGGUGAAUCGCUACAGGAAAGCUAAGCUGGAGCAGUUUGUCCCGUACCUGAGGAUGGACGGUCUGGUGUCCCGACUGAGCCUCUACAAAGACCGGGACUGCACUGAGGUUGCCAUGGUGAAGGAGGAGUACCUGCACAGAUCUGAUCACCUGGAGCAGAGAGAGGUCAACAAGGUCGAAGACUUCACCACAGAUCGCUUCAAAAGAGGACGACGCUUCCAUCUCAUCUUCCACAGGUACCGGUCCAUGACGGUGGACAGUAUUCAUGAGAUGGAGUUCAGUGACGCGGCUCGUGUGGAUGAUCUGGUUUGGAGGGUGGUGACACCAGGAGAGAUGACGGAGACGUUCCACGCUCGACCGGACUUCCUGUACUACAGACGCUCCGUGUUCGGCCGACACGUCCAGUUCUCGCAAAACAAGGAGGCCGACCCGAAGAUCCACCUGGUUCAGGUGGUGGAGCGUUUCCAUAGAGACGAAUCCAAAGCAGCCAACGAGGACGUGGCAGAGCGCGUGUUCAUGAUGAGCGAGGGACGCAUCGACGUGACCUUUCACCUGCGGGAGCACAGGAUCAUCGCGCUGAAGAUGAGCUUCACCACGGCGGCAGAGAACACGCAGCAACGGAGAGGGGAGGAGCUAACACCUGCACAGAUGGAGUGUCUCAGGACUCCGACUCUGCGUGAGAUGACGUCUUUGAUGGCGGAUGAGGAUAAAGUGUCUGUCCACAUCAAAGAGUCCAUGAAAGAGGUGAGAGACAUUGUGUCCUGCAGAGAGAAGGAAGAGACAGACAUUUACCUCUUGUUUUCUCCAUGGACGACAGUAGGGGCCGCCAGAGCGCGCACGCAGAGAGAGGAAAUGGAGAGCCUGGCUGAGGAGGAGCACCAGUGGCUGCUGGAGAAGGAGAAGGACAUUCUGGCUCCGGUUCUGCUCCGACUGAGCAACCCGAGGACUCUGAGCGCCAAAGACGCCAAACACCUGCGUCAGGACUGUCUGAAUGAGUUCAGACACAGACUGGCAGAGAGACAGAACAUCAUCCUGCAACGCUUCGAGAAGGAGAAACAGGAGCUGCAGAUGAAACAGGAGUGGUACCAAAGGAACCAGCUGAACAUGACGGAGCAGGAGGAGGAGGAGUAUCAGAGAUCCUGCUGCGAGAAAACUCUGACCAUACACGUGAUCGAGAAACGACUGGACAUGCACAAAGAAGAAGCUCCGGCGAAGCUGCUGGAGUUUGAUCAUAAACUGAGAGAAGAUGAUCGUUUGGUUCGUCUGCUGCUCAAGUGUCCACACUGAGCUCAACUACAUGUCCCACAAUGCACCAGGGCUACACAAACAAUCCCUAAACACACUAAUAUGGGAAAAUAAUGCGAGAAAACAGGAAACAGAUGCAAAUGAUUAAAAUGUUCCUCAUAGUUUUCAGGUAUUGUUAAGGUUUUACAUUUAUGUCAGUAGGUGGCACUUUAGGUUAUAGAAGAGGAUCAGGGUGAUGCGUGAGAAUGUUUUUAGAAACAAAAAAAGAAGAAAAAAGCAAGAAUUCUAAGUCUGUGAAAAUAUUUCACAGAAUUUCAAAAUAAAAGUUUUUGUUUUGAUACGAAACAACAUAUGGUUCACAAUGAAAAAAUAUAAUUAUCAUUCAAAAUGAAUCUAUAAAUAACAGACAGU